Messenger RNA from Aspergillus versicolor CBS 583.65, 1446 nucleotides. RefSeq lists its product as uncharacterized. The transcript has 10 exons. The record is from RefSeq and is a predicted model, not a curated record. Bases 1 to 1446 code for a protein of 481 amino acids. Lineage: Eukaryota; Fungi; Ascomycota; Eurotiomycetes; Eurotiales; Aspergillaceae.
AUGUCCUCUCGAGAAGAAGAGGAUCCAGCUUACGGGGAACCAUUUGUCUAUGCAUGCUGGGCACUUACAGGCCUUGUCUCAGCUGCCUUGAUCUUCAGAUACACCGUGAAAGCAUGGGCCGGCCGGGUUCUUCCCACUGUCAGCUCACCGACAAGAAUAUGGGGUGCCGAGGAUUUGUUAUUUGUGAUCGGAUAUGGCUUUGAUAUAGCCCAUAUGACCCUCAUUCAAAUAAGUCUUAAUUAUGGCUUGGGUCGACACAUUUGGUUCCUGACCGACGAGCAACGGAUUGGAGCCAUGAAAUAUGAUUUCCUCUCUCAGCCUUUAGCUGUUACCGCAUCCAUGUUUUCGCGCUGCGGGAUGACCUGGUUUCUCUAUACUUGUUUCAGCAGCCUGGACAGGCAGAUCCGGAUCGCGAUCAUCGUUGGAAUGGCCAUCCAGGUAGUCGCAAACUCGGUGACCGUCUUGCAGAUUGUGCUUCAAUGUGGGCCAAAUCCAUACUACGUGACAAACCGAGGGGCAUACUUCCACUACAUGUGGGACGGCGUCCCAACCGAUGGCUCAGUCGUCUGUCAGUCGCCAAAUGUCCAAACGACAGUCGGGUUUGUGCAAGGAGGCUUCAACGCCACCGUCGAUUUCUUCUUAACCAUCCUCUCCGCCAUGCAGCUAUGGCAGUUCAGCAUUCGCGCCGUCGACCACAGUCCGGAAGGCUCGAACUCAUUCCUUGCCCGGUUUAAGCGCAUGCCCCGGCAGGCUCGGAAACGGCGGAUAUGGCAAACUACUAUCCUUAGUGGGCCGUUAGCCUUGUCGGGGUGUGCCUCUAUUGUGAAGACUUAUUUGCUAAAAUCGCUCGGAGAGCGGAAUGAUUUUACACACAACAUAAUGAGUUUCGUCUUAUGGGUAAAAAUUGAAAACUACUGCAUCCUCCUCGCAACCUGUGGCCCCAUAGUCCGCCUGUUUGUGCGCGUCAUCUUCAACAACAAUAAGAAGAACCAUUCUACAGGAAAAUACGGCUAUUUCUCUAACAGCCGCAGGCGUCAAUACCCAUCCGACGGUCGUGGCGACGGCAGCGGUGGCGGAAUCGACAAAGACCCUCACAGUCAAGGGAGUUCCAAUACCCAAUCCCAAACACAGGGGUCUAUUCCUAUGUCCAUCCUAGGGGACAAGGGUAUAGCAGAAUAUGCGCUUGACUAUAGCCAUGUCCACGGUGACGGUAGACCUAGUACAGGACUGGCACGGCGCGGCACGACAGCCAGUACAACAACUACGAUUGGGGCUGUGAGGCCUAGAGCUAGUACGCCUCAUCCGAAGAUGGGGAGGAGUGAUGAUGAUAGGGGGUGCGAAGAAGGUCGUGGGAAGGGGGUUACGGUGAAGACAGAUAUUACGGUGCGGGUUGAUGAGGAUGGAACCUCAACAACGGGGUUGGUGCAUCCUAGGUACGAUAAUUAG